Molecule: messenger RNA, 2212 nt
Organism: Xenopus laevis (African clawed frog)
Lineage: Eukaryota; Metazoa; Chordata; Amphibia; Anura; Pipidae
Product: vegetative cell wall protein gp1-like
Exons: 4
Coding region: 415-1050 (211 amino acids)
Source: RefSeq, a predicted model, not a curated record
UCACUCGGUGGUUCAAGAUGUAUCCAUUCGCUGAUCGACUGGUAUCCGGUUUAGGACUUUUGGCCUCUGGAUCUUUCAUAUGCAUCUUCUUUUUCAGUGUAGAAAUCAGCUUUACCCUUGCCUAUGGGUUCAUCUUUGUAGGUGGCGUUCUACUGAAUAUAAACCAGGCUGUAGCUACUGACAUGAUACUGUCGGUAGUAAUGCCAAAUUCCCGAGGCACAGCAAUAGCCUUGCAGUCUUUUAUAGCACAGUUAGGAGGAGGGGUAUUUGCUCCAUUUAUCAUUGAGAAGGUAAGUGCAUUUGAUUCCCCUUAAGAUUUUAAACUCUAGCAAACCCAACCUUUUAGCUUUAUAUCUGAGCCACUGUAAAUGGUUUGUUAUCAUAGUGUCUCUCUGCUGUGCAGUCCUGUGUAAUAUGUCACCACUUUAUAAACAUGCAACAAUUAACUUCUAUGUCUUUUAUCAGAUUUCUGAGGUGAUCCAGAUGUGGCAACCAGAAACCAGCCCAAUGCACUGCUUGCAACAUGCCUUGAUAAUAUUGCCAGUUCUGGCAGUGAUUGGAGGAUGCUUCUUCCUCUGUACAAUCUUUUAUGAAGAGGAUCGGAAAGUAGUUGAACAGGCCCGCACCCCAAGCCCACCACCUGAAUUGAACCUACAGGACAUACUGGUGUACGACUCUGAAGAUCCUGGAUAUGCUGCUCAGCCUUCUCUAGAAUUGGCUCCUGAGUCUCCAGAUCCUGCUGCAGAACUAGCUGCUCAGCCCCCAGAUCUUGAUACAUGCAGGUUCUGCUGCUUUCCCUUUGUAGGACUGGCUCCUAAGCUUUCAGAUCCUUCUCCAGAGAUACCUGCUCAGCCUCCAGAUCCUUCUCUAGGACUGGCUCCCGAGCCUCCAGAUCCUGCUCCAGAACUACCUGCUCAGCCUCCAGAUCCUUCUGUAGGACUGGCUCCCGAGCCUCCAGAUCCUGCUACAGAACUACCUGCUGAGCCUCCAGAUCCUGAUACAUGCAGGUCCUGCUGCUUUCGCUUUCCCUUUCCCAGGACUGGCUCCUGAGCUUCCAAAGCCUGCUCAUCCUCCAGAUCCUUCUCUAGGACUGGCUCCCAAGCUUCCAGAUCCUGCUCCAGAACUACCUUCAUUAAUGAAGCCAUGUUUGCCAUUGUUAAUGAUUUCCUGAACCGAACCAGGGCUGUGACAAGCAGUUUAUUUCCCUGUCUGUUGUCAGAUUGUUACUACAGCGACUUGUAAGUCUCCAGAACUUGUACAUAUUUAGGGCCAGAUUUAUCAAGGGUCGAAUUUAAAAUUUAUGGGAAUGGGAAACACAUGAGGGAAACGAGGUGGGUGGAGAACAGGGAGGAGAAAACUAUAGACUGGGAGAACACCUGAACAUAUAGCAUAGGAACCAGGACUGUAACUGGAGUUAACCCCACACUAGGAAGUGGGCAUGGUGGAAGCCCAGGGGGAUACCCAUACACAAUUGGAGAUGACAUAGUGAUAUUGCAGAUUUAAUGGCAACAGAAGAUAAUAACAGGAACAGGCAUAAAUCAAAAACAAGCUCAAACCAAGGUCGUUACCAUUAAAUCCAGGAGGGCAAGGAAUGCUGGAAUAAAGGCAUAAAUCAAAAACAAGCUCAAACCAAGGUCGUUACCAUUAAAUCCAGGAGGGCAAGGAAUGCUGGCAUAAGAAUGCUGGAACAAGAACACUGGAACAAGGAAUUCAGGAAUACAGGAACAAGGAAUGCAGGUCAUACAGGAACACACACAAUGACUUGGCCCUGGGCAACGCUCAGGUCUGGGUUUAUAAAGGAUUGGUGAUGAGGAAUGAGAAACACAUGAGGGAAACAAGGUGGGUGGAGAACAGGGAAGAGAAAACUAUAGACAGGGAGAAUACCUGAACAUAUAGCAUAGGAACCAGGGCCAGCCCUAAGAGCCUCCAGUGGCUCAUGGAGUAAGUGCAGCACACAGGGUUCAAGUCCCGGGCUGGUCCUUACAUUACCCCCCCUUGAGGAUCGACCACCGGGCAAUCCCAAAGUCGAAUGCCCCCCCAUACUUUUUAGUCCAAUAAGUGGAACACUACUAGGACCCGGAAUGGGGGCAUCAAAAGGAACAGAAACCACUUCGCAAGAGUCAUGAACCACCUCUCCAGGAUCAGGGACCAGAGCAGAAACAUCACAGGCACCCAUUACAGGUGGCGGACCAGGAACCAGGAGGCGCCCAUU